AUGCAUUAUCAUAUGAUCAGACUAAAACAGUUUAACCAGUCAUUCUACAUAUUAGAGAUGAAGGUGUGGCUGCACACACAGACAGAAGAGCAGAGGGGGGGACGUUCACAGUAAAAGCUGAUUAAAAAGUUAAAGGUACAAGAAAAGCAAGUUUCUAUUGUUCGUUGGCUGUCUAGCGACACAGAGCCAAAGCAUGAGUCUACGCUCAGCCAAAAACUAUCGCACACGUUAUGCUAUGCAGCGGCAAAAUGAGAAGGGUGAAGAACCAGAACCAGAGGUUCCAGAUGAACCAGGAUCACUGCAGCGGUCUUCACAAUCAAUCGACGGCAGGCCACAGUCGUCUACACGCUCUCAGGGGUUUUCAACAAGUUCUGCAGUGGCAAGAGCCUACGCUAAAGCACAGGCAGCUCGAGCUCAACUGGCAUAUGCAGAAAAAGAAGCCAACGUGAUGAAACAGAAGGCAGAGCUAGAUGCUAAUCUCCACGUUCUCCAGUGUGAAAAGGCGGUAGCCGCAGCUGAAGCAGAAGCCACAGCCCUCGAAGAAGCAGCGAUUCAAAGCGGGGAGUUUAGGAAAGAAACCUGUGACAAAGGUAAAAAGUGUGAAUUUAGCAGCAGCAUGAAUCAGUGUGAGAACAGAGAAGAGCGAGCCCCUCCCUCUAAAACCAGACUGUGUGGGGACCAUGAGAACCAGAACAAAUCUCAGAGGUACCAUCAGAGACAUGAAUCUGCUGGAUCUGAACCCAGCUGUGUGUGCUUGAAGAAGGAUAAGUCAAGGGAUAUUCUAGCUGAUUUUAACGACCAACCUGUAUCACAAGUGAACCAGCAGUCUGUCCAGCAGCACCAAACACACCUGGAUUCCAUAUUUAUGCGACUGGAGAAAAACAUUGUUGCGUUUGUGAAGAAUGAAAUAAGGAAGAUCCAGAAGGUUUUGAGUCCAGAUUGCCUAGAAUGCUUUGAGAGUCUGAAAGUGGAUCAGGAGGUUUUGGAUGGUGAGGAUGAAGAGCAGAGAAACAGCAGAGAUGCAUUUCUGACGAUCACACUGAACAUCCUGAGGAGGAUGAAGCAGGAGGAGCUGGCUGACUGUCUGCAGAGCAGAUCUUCUGCUACAGUUUGCCAGCAUCAACUUAAAUCUAUCCUGAAGCAGAAGUUCCAGUGUGUGUUUGAAGGCAUCGCUAAAGCCCGAAACCCAACCUUUCUGAACCAGAUGUACACAGAGCUCUACAUCACAGAGGGCGGGACUGGAGAGGUCCACGAUCAACAUGAGGUCAGGCAGAUUGAAAGAGCCCCCAGGAAACCAGACAGAGCAGAGACAAGCAUCAGACAGGAAGACAUCUUUAAAGGCUCAGCUGGAAGAGAUGGAGCCAUCAGAACAGUGAUGACAAAGGGAGUGGCUGGCAUUGGAAAAACAGUCCUAACACAGAAGUUCACUCUGGACUGGGCUGAAGACAAAGCCAACCAGGACAUACACUUCACAUUUCCAUUCACCUUCAGAGAGCUGAAUUUACUGAAAGAGGAAAAGUUCAGCUUGGUGGGACUUGUUCAUCACUUCUUCAGUAAAACCAAAGCAGCAGGAAUCUGCAGAUUUGAACAGUUCCAGGUUGUUUUUAUCUUGGACGGUCUGGAUGAGUGUCGACUUCCUCUGGACUUCAGCAAGACUAAAACCCUGACUGACGUCACAGAGUCCACCUCAGUGGAUGUGCUGCUGACAAACCUGAUCAGGGGGAACCUGCUUCCCUCUGCUCACAUCUGGAUCACCACACGACCUGCAGCAGCCAAUCAGAUCCCUCCUGAGUGUGUUGACCUAGUGACAGAGGUCAGAGGGUUCACUGACCCACAGAAGGAUGAGUACUUCAGGAAGAGGUUCAGAGAUGAGCAGCAGGCCACAACCAUCAUCUCCCACAUCAAGACGUCACAAAGCCUCCACAUCAUGUGCCACAUCCCAGUCUUCUGCUGGAUCACUGCUACGGUUCUGGAGGAUGUGUUGAAAACCAGAGAGGGAGGAGAGCUGCCCAAGACCCUGACUGACAUGUACAUCCACUUCCUGGUGGUUCAGACCAAAGUGAAGACCAUCAAGUAUGAUGGAGGAGCUGAGACAGAUCCACACUGGAGUCCAGAGAACAGGAAGAUGAUUGAGUCUCUGGGAAAACUGGCUUUUGAGCAGCUGCAGAAAGGAAACCUGAUCUUCUAUGAGUCAGACCUGACAGAGUGUGGCAUCGAUAUCAGAGCAGCCUCAGUUUACUCAGGAGUGUUCACCCAGAUCUUUAAAGAGGAGAGAGGACUGUGCCAACGCAAGGUGUUCUGCUUCAUCCAUCUGAGUGUUCAGGAGUUUCUGGCUGCACUUCAUGUCCAUCUGACCUUGCUCAACUCUGGAGUCAAUCUUCUGUCAAAGCAGCAAACAAUGUCCCAGACGUCUGAAACAAAAACAGACAAAUCAGCAGAGACACAGUUCUACCAUGAUGCUGUGGACAAGGCCUUACAGAGUCCAAACGGACACCUGGACCUGUUCCUUUGUUUCCUUCUGGGUCUUUCACUGCAGACUAAUCACACUUUCCUACAAGGUCUGAUGACAAAGAAACAAAGUAGUUUACAAACCAGUAAAGAAACAGUUCAGUACAUCAAGAAGAAGAUCUCAGAGUCUCCGUCUGCAGAGAAAAGCAUCAACCUGUUCCGCUGUCUGAAUGAACUGAAUGAUUGUUCUCUGGUGAAGCAGAUCCAACAGUAUCUGGGAUCAGGAAGUGUCUCCACUAAUAAACUGUCUCCUGCUCAGUGGUCAGCUCUGCUCUUCAUGUUGGUGUCAUCAGGAGAAAGACUUGACGCUUUUGACCCAGUUAAAUACUCUUCAGUCUUUUCAGAGAAGGAUCUUCUGUUUGUACUGGGAGUCGUCAAAGUCUCCAAUAAAGUUGUACUGAGUGGCUGUAACCUGUCACAGAGAAGCUGUGAAGCUCUGUCCUCAGUUCUCAGCUCUCAGUCCUCUAGUUUGAAAGAACUGGACCUGAGUAACAACAGCCUUCAGGAUUCAGGGGUGAAGCUCCUGUCUGCUGGACUGAAGAGUCCUCACUGUCGACUGGAGACUCUCAGACUAAGUGUAUGUAACCUGUCAGAGAGAAGCUGUGAAGCUCUGUCCUCAGUUCUCAGCCCUCAGUCCUCUAGUCUGAAAGAACUGGACCUGAGUAACAACAACCUUCAGGAUUCAGGGGUGAAGCUCCUGUCUGCUGGACUGAAGAGUCCUCACUGUCAACUGGAGAUUCUUGGGCUGUCAGGCUGUCUGGUCUCAGAGGAAGGUUGUGCCUCUCUGGCCUCAGCUCUGAGCUCCAACCCCUCCCAUCUGAGAGAGCUGGACCUGAGCUACAAUCAUCCAGGAGACUCAGGAGUGGAGCUGCUGUCUGCUGGAGUCAAGGAUCCACACUGGAGACUGGACACUCUCAGGGUGGAGCCUGGUGGAGUCCGAUGGUUGACACCAGGUCUGAGCAAGUAUUUCUGUCAACUCACAAUCGACACAAACUCGGUGAACGGGAAACUACAACUGUCUGACAACAACAGGAAGGUGACAUAUUUAGAGGAGGAUCAGUCAUAUCCUGAUCAUCCAGAAAGAUUUGACCAGUGGCCUCAGCUGCUGUGUAGUAAUGGUCUGACUGGUCGUUGUUACUGGGAGGUUGAGUGGAGAGGAAGAGUUGAAAUAUCAGUGAGUUAUAAAGGAAUCAGAAGGAAAGGAAAACAUAAAGACUGUGGUUUUGGAUACAAUGAUCAGUCCUGGAGUCUGUUUUGCUCUGAUGAUGGCUACUAUGCCUGGUACAAAAGCAAACAAACAUCCAUCUCCUCCUCUGUGUCUGACCGAGUAUCAGUGUAUGUGGACUGUCCUGCUGGUGCUGUCCUUUUACAGUGUCUCCUCUGACAAACUGAUCCACCUUCACACCUUUAACACCACAUUCACUGAACCUAUUUUUCCUGGGUUUGGGUUUAGGUCCUCUUGGUCUGGUUCCUCAAUGUCUCUGUGACGUGUUGUAGGGAGAGUUUGAGCCUAUCAUAAAAAGGUUGUCACAGUUGAACAUACAGUAGUUCAAUGUGUUCAUGUCUGUCUCGUUUUCAGAUCCAUGUUGUCACUGCUCUGUAUCUCUAGUCAUUAUUGCCAUUUCCUGUUUUAUUUUGUACUACUCUCUGGUUUGGUUCUGUCAUGUUAGUUUCUGCUUUACGUUUCUAAUCACGUGACCCCUCAGCUGUUUCUGUUUAGUGAUCAAUCAUGCAUUCUGUAUAUACCCCAGUACUCACCCACAGCCUUUGCCAGAUUGUUAGUCCACGUACCUGUGUCUACUCCAGUGUUAAUUCAAGUAAGUCCUUAAUGUACCAGUCCUGGAUCUUGUUUUUGACCGUGCCUUGCCCGAUCCCUGUCUGUAUCGUUUUGGACUGUGCCUUGUUGAAUGGACUUUGCCUGGAGACUGACUGCCAUUGCCCGAUCCCUGUCUGUACCGUUGCCUGCACCUGAGUUACUCUGUACCGACCUCUAACUGCCUUGACCUACCGUCUUCAUUAAAACAAGUCCAUGUCCCGCCCAUGA
Messenger RNA from Betta splendens (Siamese fighting fish), 4552 nucleotides. RefSeq names its product protein NLRC3-like. Gene Ontology annotation, molecular function: protein binding. The record is from RefSeq and is a predicted model, not a curated record. Lineage: Eukaryota; Metazoa; Chordata; Actinopteri; Anabantiformes; Osphronemidae.